AUGUCUGUCGUGGUGUAUCCUGUUCUCUGGUACUCGCUGGCUCAUCCUGAAUUCCUGCUCACUUUGAGUUCUUGCUCACUCUACAAUUGGGCGAAGGGCAUGUUCGUUAAGGAUAACUUUGUCUUUAACGGCGGCUCUAAGAAUUCUUCGUAUCUUUCGUCGUCGCUAUCGGCCAACUCGGUACCUUUACGAGAAGGGAAAUCGCGAUUUAAAUCAAAAUUAAAAUCGCUCUCUUACUACAGUAGUUAUAUUAAAGGGGGUAGACUAGGAUUAGGAUUAGGAUUAGGACCAAUUGUUAGAAUCGCUAAAAUCGCUAGGAGAAUUAACGAAAGUAUCGUCGUCAAAGAAGCCUUUCUACUCUUUAACGUUAAUAAAGGGAUCGCUAUCGCUAUCGCUAUUAAUAUUAUCGAUUUGGGUAAGGUCGAUAGCUACGCCGUCAUCUAA
Neurospora tetraspora is the source of this 444-nucleotide messenger RNA. RefSeq lists its product as uncharacterized. The coding region runs from base 1 to 444 and encodes 147 amino acids. NCBI's taxonomy places the organism in Eukaryota, Fungi, Ascomycota, Sordariomycetes, Sordariales, Sordariaceae. The record is from RefSeq and is a predicted model, not a curated record. The transcript has 6 exons.